Messenger RNA from Cylindrotheca closterium, 354 nucleotides. The record is from the annotation of a GenBank genome assembly. Lineage: Eukaryota; Bacillariophyta; Bacillariophyceae; Bacillariales; Bacillariaceae.
AUGGAAAACAAUAACGCAACAUACGAAGUAUCUAUCCCAUCUCUUGCUCCGUUGGUAUCUUGGCAUCAAGAGAUCGAAGCACCUACUGCUAUCAAUCAGGGCGAUCCGAUUGCGACAAAUGACAUUGUGAGUGCCACCGCACAGUACAAGAUGCGCAAGUGGUUGCAAUCAAUGCAUCCAACACUUAGUCACUUCAAGCGAAGUCAUCGAAGCAAAGCGUCGAAAGCAUGUCGUGGAAUGAAUCAGCACAAUUUGACGGCCCGAGAAUUGGAUGGGACCAUGCCUCAAGAUGAAAACGCGUGGUUCCCUGCAACCCGCAAGUCGAACUCAUCAACGCUAGUCAUGUUGACAUGA